Messenger RNA from Pochonia chlamydosporia 170, 1563 nucleotides. RefSeq names its product mitochondrial-processing peptidase subunit alpha protein. The record is from RefSeq and is a predicted model, not a curated record. The transcript has 2 exons. NCBI's taxonomy places the organism in Eukaryota, Fungi, Ascomycota, Sordariomycetes, Hypocreales, Clavicipitaceae. Bases 1 to 1563 code for a protein of 520 amino acids.
AUGGAUCAUUCAUCACGAGAUGAAGAAUGGGAUGCUCUCCCGUAUCAGCCAUUGGGAGAAGGACCAACCCCAGCCGCUCAUGGUCAUCGCAAGACGAGCCUAUUUCUCUGUGCGUUUCGGAUAGGCAACAAAAUUUACCAUCGUGGUUUCUGGAUCAGUGCCUUCCUGUUGUUCAUCGCAUUGGUUGUCUUUAUAAUCGAUGGCUCUGGUCACCUCCGCUCCUCUAGUUUCCGUUCGGCAAACUCGGCUGAGAUACCUGCACAAAGCGCGGAUCCCGGUGUGAAAAUGCCAGGAUCUUGCACAACAUGGCCGGUCGCUGGCGACUACUCCUACAACGAAUCUGCCGCGAAUCGUCAAAGCAAGCUGCGCCUCGAUAGCUAUGCACCAGCGGGUGGAUGGGAAAAACCUCAGGGCACUCGAGUGGUCGCCGUCGUCUUCUACGGUCGCCGCAGGACCGUCGAUAUACUAGACUGCUAUCUGCAGCAGAACCUCGCUCGCAACGGUGGCUAUGUUGACCAAGUUCAGUUCUUAUUACAUACUACCGACCAAGCCGAUAUCUCAUACAUCAGCCAGCUUGCUUCACAAACUGCCGAAUAUCGUGUCCUGGGCCCUGGAAAUUGUAAAGGAAACGAUUACGGCUGCAUGUGGGAGUCACUAGUCGAGGAUAAUACCAUCUAUGUUAAAAUCGAUGAUGAUGUGGUGUAUAUUCACCAAGAUGCCAUACCACAGCUUGUGAACACUCGUUUAAAGGAGCGAUUCCCUCUCGCGAUAUCAGCGAAUCUCGUCAAUGCCCCUGUGACAGGCCUGGAACAUUAUCAUUUUGGGGCCAUCCACCCGUUUUUAGUUGACCCAGCUGAUGGGCCAUCAUACGAGGCUUCCGAGAGUUGGCGACCAUCCGAAAAGCCCUUCUACCCCGAGGAUAAGAUGCCUCAUUAUCAAGACCACAACGCUACUCUGUUUCCGCACCCACCAUAUCAAGGUCAUACCUGGUUACUGAUCCAAGGCGACAACAGCUACAACCUACGCAAGACACCCAUAGGUAUCAACUUUGGGCGCAACGCUGGGCUUCAUGACCUGUACAUGACGGCGUGGGAGUCUUGGGCCUGUGGCGCGCAGCAACAGUACUCGCUGCUGCGAAAUAUCGAGCUGAAUCAAGUUUCAAACUACUUCUUUGGACGGCCCAUCAGAUAUGCCACUGACACGUCCAUGUCACCUUUGAAGAGCCCGGAAACAGACACACAGCCAGGGGCGGAGCAGCUCUUCGACACCCAGUACAAGCGAAGCAACAUUAUUUUCAUUGCAAUGUGGGGUCACGAUAUCAAGCUUACGCUGCCUCUUGGAGAGGAUGACGAGCUAGACAUGACUCUCUAUAAACCUAGGAAGCUGAAGCGACCGUUUGUUGUUGACACACGCAGCGUUAUUGCCCAUUUUAGCUUUGGUACACAGGCUGAUGGGAUGCGCUCGACUGAUUUGCUCGAUCGGUGGCGGGCCUUGGCCAACGAACUCGUUUGCAAACCAAAUAACCUGAAGGCGCCGUGGGACAGACGGUGUCCUGGAUUCUAG